AGCCCACGGGAACCAGUAUAGCAUUAGAACAAGGGAAGAAAAAAGGAUGAGAAAGAAAUGAACAUCUAUUAGUGGGUAGAGCCCACGCACACAGAGAAAAAGAAGUCCAUUAGAGCCCAUUCUGACUAACCACGACACGCAAUCCAUCGGAGAUCUCUGCAUCGCCGCCGGCGCCGGCUGCGCCAUGCUCCGCCGUCUCCUCUCUUCUCCAUCCACCUCAACCUCCACCUAUGCCAUCUUCCCACUCCGCCGUAUCCUCUCCGCCGCCGCGCCCCACAUUUCCCCAAAUCCCAGUGGCUUUGCCGUCGAGGAGUACCUCGUCGACACCUGCGGCCUCACCCGGCCCCAAGCCCUCAAGGCCUCCAAGAAGCUCUCCCACCUUAGGUCCCCCACCAAGCCCGACGCCGUCCUCGCCUUCCUCGCCGGCCUCGGCCUCUCCGGCGCCGAUGCCGCCGCCGUCGUCGUCAAAGACCCGAAGUUCCUCUGCGCCAAAGUGGACAAAACCCUGGCCCCCGUCGUCGCCGGGCUCGCCGGCCUCGGUCUCUCGCGUCCUGAGAUCGCCCGCCUAGUCUCGGUUGCCCACUGCUACUUCCGAACCAGGCCCAUCGUCUCCAAGACGCACUACUACCUGCCCCUCUUCGGCUCCUUGGACAACUUCCUCCGGGCGCUCCAGCGCUCGCCUUGCCUACUCUCGUCGGACCUCGGCAAGGUGAUCAAGCCCAAUGUCGUGUUCCUGCGGGAGUGCGGCCUAAGUGACUGCGAUAUUGUCAAGGUGUGUAUCCCUGUGCCGAGGAUGCUGACCACCGACCCAGAGCGCGUCCGCGCGAUGGUGGCAUGUGCUGAAAGAUUAGGCGUGCCUCGUGGCGCUGGGAUGUUCAGGCCAGCGCUACAGGCUGUCGCGUUUCUCAGCGAGGAGAAGAUUGCCGCCAAAGUGGACUACUUGAAGAAUACAUUCAGGUGGUCUGAUGCCCAAGUGAGCAUUGCUCUCUGUAAGGCUCCGUUUAUCCUGAAGAAGUCGAAGGAAUCUCUCAAGCGUAGGUCCGAGUUCCUCUUCUCUGAGGUGGGGUUGGAACCCGUGUACAUUGCUCAUCGGCCCAUAUUUCUCAGUCUUAGCCUGGAGGGCCGGGUCAGGCCCCGGUACUAUGUUCUCAAGUUCCUCAAGGAAAAUGGAUUGGUAGAUCGUGACCUGAGCUUCCAUACUGCAGUCAAUAGGCCUGAGAAGUUUUUCGUGGAGAAGUUCAUAUGCCCUCACAAGGAAGCCGCACCGCACCUCGCUGAAGACUAUGCAAUCGCUUGCAAAGGGGAAGUGCCAACUAAAACCAAAAAUGGGCCAAGGAAAUUGGUUACUGCGUAUGGCACAACAUAGUUUUCACCCUGCCUGCGUGUAAGCUGUUUGGUGUUCUUUGCCUAAGAUGAUUUGGUUGUUUUCUGUAGUAUGCCUGUUACAUGCCAGUUAGUCAUUGCUAAAUGCUAACUCCCUAUGAAACUGAUAAUUUGAUUCCUGAACCCCCCCAUAUAUGUUGA
Messenger RNA from Triticum aestivum (bread wheat), 1524 nucleotides. Its product is annotated as transcription termination factor MTERF9, chloroplastic. The record is from RefSeq and is a predicted model, not a curated record. Bases 185 to 1366 code for a protein of 393 amino acids. The transcript has a single exon. Gene Ontology annotation, molecular function: double-stranded DNA binding. NCBI's taxonomy places the organism in Eukaryota, Viridiplantae, Streptophyta, Magnoliopsida, Poales, Poaceae. Gene Ontology annotation, biological process: regulation of DNA-templated transcription.